Molecule: messenger RNA, 3320 nt
Organism: Brienomyrus brachyistius
Lineage: Eukaryota; Metazoa; Chordata; Actinopteri; Osteoglossiformes; Mormyridae
Gene: pibf1
Product: progesterone immunomodulatory binding factor 1
Exons: 17
Coding region: 658-2931 (757 amino acids)
Biological process (GO): cilium assembly
Cellular component (GO): centriolar satellite
Source: RefSeq, a predicted model, not a curated record
CCUUGUGGUUCGGUGUACAUUUCCCCACACGCAAGACAGUGAAAUUUGUUUUUUUUUUUUACUUCGUUUUUCUCAUGAAUAUCUAAAUUUGCAGAGAGGAUCUUCAUAUAAUUUGGGUCCAUGCCGGUAUUGGUACUAUCGAAGAAGUGCUAUGUUUUUAGUAGGUGCUAUCGGAAUUGAAACGUCAGCCGACUGUUUCCAACCCCAUGAAGCGGGAUUAUUGAAAAGCGAAAUCCCGCUCCGGUGCUAGCUGGGCUGCUUAGCAACGUGGCUGUUAAAACGACGCUAUGCUAAAAAGACGCCGGCUAAUCUAACUACUCGUGGUUUCAAAGUUACGUUAAGAUAGUAUGGUAGCUUUACCAAAAGGACGUCCUGUCGUCUUUUCGGCGUUGUUUUCCCUAAUAUUAUAAAUGGAUAUUGUCCUUAAUUUAGAUUUAGGAGAUUUAAUAAUUUUACUUUCUAAGGUACCGGUUUUGUUGGUUACAUAUUUCAUCGUGUAAUAACGUUAACUAAUACAUUUUUGCCUUUCUGGUUGCGGAAACAUUUUUUUCUUCUACAUAGGCAGAUAAUCACUUUGAAAAUACGGAUAACCGAAAAUAACUAGCUAGCCAUUAAGUGUUUUCUUUAGUUUAUUUACCAGAGCAGCCCAUUGCUAAAAUGCCUCCCAAAAAACACAAAGAUACAAAGGUAAACGUGUCAAGCUCGCUGGAGUCCGAAGACUUUAGUUUGGAAACGACGGUUCCGACCGAAGACGUUUCAUCCUCGGAGGAGAGAGAAGGAGCGCAGAAGGUCACCAGGCAGCUGAUCGAGAGGAAGGAGCUGCUCCACAAUGUGCAGCUGCUGAAAAUCGAGCUGUCACAGAAAAACCUUGUGAUUGAUAACCUCAAGGUAGAUCACCUCACCAAGAUUGAAGAGUUAGAAGAGCAGCUGAAUGAUGCCCUUCAUCAGAAACAGCUUCUCUCACUGCGACUUGACAGCCAACUUAAACUUCAACAGGAAGAGACCAGAAAACAGCAGGCUUUAAGGAAACAGGAGAUGGACACUAUUCUGUUGCGACAAAAGCAGCUGGAGGAGACCAACAGACAGCUUAGUGAAAAAGCGGGAGAUAUACGGCGAAGUUUGAGAGAAUUGGAACUGACCGAGGAAAAGUACAAUGAACUCAAGGAGCUUCCGGAGGAGAAGUUGUCCAUUUCGGAAUACGUAUCUGUACGAUUCUAUGAAGCUGUGACCCCAUUGAGGGCUCAAAUAAAGGAACUUCAUCUCAGAAAGAAUGGCCUUUCGGAAGACCUAGAUAGCCAUAGAGCUCAGCUAAAGUCCCUAAUGGAGAGCUAUGAAGAAGAAAGGAGAAUUCGUUCUGACCUGGAGAUCAGGUGUCAGCGGCUCACUUUAGAGCUGGCGGACACCAAGCAACUGAUUCACGAAGGGGACUUCAAGCGAGAGAACUACAGCAAAGUGAAACGUGAAAGGGAUGCCUUUGAGACUGAAAUGACUGAUCUCAGGAGGCGACUGGAAACAAUUGAAGUGGUACAUAGUGCACAGACUAAGGAAAGGGAUCACUUGAACAAAGAGGUGGCUAAUCUGCAGCAGUCAGUCACCCUUCUACAGAAAGACAAGGAAUACCUGAACCGUCAGAACACGGAGCUGAGCGUCCGCUGUGCGCAUGAGGAGGACCGUCUGGAAAGGCUGCAGUCCCAGCUGGAGGAGAGCAAGAAGGCCCGGGAGGAGACCUAUGAGAAAUAUGUGGCAUCAAGAGAUCAUUACAAGACCGAGUAUGAGAACAAGCUCCGCGCUGAGCUAGAGCAGAUUCGACUCAGAACAAAUCAGGAAAUCGACAGUCUCCAAAUAACAUCGAGAGAGAUAUACGAGCGUGAAAACAGAAACCUCCGUGAGGCAAGAGACAAUGCAUCCGUGGAAAAGGACAGAGCUGUCGCCGCAGAAAAAGAAGCCUUGGAUAAAUAUGACAAAAUCUUGGAACAGUUCAGACAGCUUCAGCUCGGCACAGACAGCAGGGUGGCUGAGUUGCUCAGUCAAGUGAAACUGAAGUCCUUUGAAGUGGAGCGCACUCAGAUGGUGCAGGAGGAAACGGCCAAGAAUCUCAGUCAGUGCCAAAUGGAAUGUGAGAAGCAGCAGAAGAAGCUGGAGGUCUUGACUAAAGAAUUUUACCACCUUCAGAUGUCCUCAGAGAAACGGAUUACUGAGCUACAGGCUCAAAUCUCGGAACAUCGGGCACGCCUAGAAACGUACGAAAAGCUAGAGAAGGAGCUUGAUGAUGUCACCAUGCAGGCGGCUGAAAUGGAAAAUGAAGAUGAUGCAGAAAGAGUUCUUUUUUCGUAUGGUUAUGGUGCAAAUGUGCCAACAACAGCCAAAAGGCGAUUAAAGCAGUGUGUUCACCUGGCAAGGAGGUUGCUGCAACUAGAGAAACAGAACACCUUGCUGAGAAGGGAUCUGGAGAGACAGUCUGCUCAUGUUGGCCAGAUGGCUGAAGAGGUUGAAGCAGCCAAUCAGCUCCUCCAGAAAGCUCAGCAGCCUCAAAGCUACCUAAUUGAUACAAUUCGUCAGAGAGAUGCCCAAAUCAUUGCACAGAAAGAGCGAAUCUCUGAGUUGGAGGACACUGUCAGAACACUGAAAAGAGAGAAGACAGCCCUGCUGCAGGUAAAGAACAACAUGGCUGCAGAUCUCGAGCGGCUUCUGAAUCACAGAGAGGAAUUGUCUGUCAUGAAGCAGGUUCUUAUCCGGAUGCAUUCGAGGCAGACUGGUAAUAUCUUGCCACCUCAGCUUAACGUCACACCUGAAUCUUCAGCUUAUAAGUCUAAAGGUCCGAUGAAACGUGCGGAGGAUGAGAUUUAUGACGAACCCAAACCAAAACCAACAGUGUUUACAAAGAAAGAACCCCCUGAAUGGUACAGACAACUGAAGCACCAGUCUAAAUGACAGACUAACUUCAUUCAGCAGGAUUCGAUAAUUUUCCUGAUUUGUAUGAAUCAAAGUACAUUUGGGGAGGAUUUUUCUCUUUUAAUUAACUUGCUCUAAUUUCAUUUCUUGCUGUAUUUUGCACAUUCUCUUAAGUUAUGUUGUAAGGCUAAUGUACUCCCCCGGGUUUAUAUAUGAUGUGAGCAUUAUUUUGGUUUAUGGACUAGCGAUUUCUCGAUCAACUCAACCUGUCUAACCUGUUAUGUCUAUUAAAGCCAUUCACAUGGCUAUGGGAAAUUAUACUUUUUCAGAAGCCCAGAGUUGUCUUACUGCUGUGUCACACUGUACAUUUCCCUUUAUUAAAAUAGUUUAUACAUGACAUUGAAUAAAAUAGCUUUGAAAUGGCAUAA